AUGCCGUUGCAUUUUGUCGUUCAUGCUGGCAACUGCCCACACUCAAGUCAACUAAGCAUGGUCAAGUUUCUCUUGGCCAAUGGAGCGCAGGUCAAUGCCACGGAUCCUGAUGGCGACACGCCAUUGCAUGUUGCUGUUAGCCGAUACGACCCAAGCAUAAGCAUGGUCAAGUUCCUCUUGGCCAAUGGAGCGCGGGUCAAUGCCAUGGAUCAUCAUGGCAGAACGCCAUUGCAUGAGGCUGCCAGCGACGGUUCAAGCGUGCCUAUUGCAGAGCUUCUCCUGGCAAAAGGGGCGAAGGUAGACGCCGAAGAUAAGGCCGGCUUCACCCCAUUGCACGAAGCGGCCCGCAACCUUUGCACGAAGAUGGUGAAGUUCCUCUUGAAAGUGGGAGCACCGGUCGACGCCAGAAGCAAGCACGGCUGGACGCCCUUGCACGAACUAGGUCGCUGCUAUCGCAACUGGUGUGGUUUGUCGAGCCAGCAGGACGAUGCUGUGGAGAUCGCAAAGCUGCUGCUGGCAAGUGGUGCCGAUAUCAGUGCCAAGACAGGCUCCGGCUCCACGCUCUUGAGCAUGGCCCAAAGGAUUGCUGAGAAAGAACCCUACGAGACUUUUGCCAAGUUCGUGAGCGCACAGGCAAAGUAG
This is a messenger RNA of Symbiodinium sp. CCMP2456, 642 nucleotides long. The record is from the annotation of a GenBank genome assembly. Lineage: Eukaryota; Dinophyceae; Suessiales; Symbiodiniaceae.